Sardina pilchardus (European sardine) is the source of this 3888-nucleotide messenger RNA. Its product is annotated as P2Y purinoceptor 3. Gene Ontology annotation, molecular function: oxysterol binding; G protein-coupled receptor activity. The record is from RefSeq and is a predicted model, not a curated record. Gene Ontology annotation, cellular component: membrane. Bases 344 to 1618 code for a protein of 424 amino acids. Gene Ontology annotation, biological process: G protein-coupled receptor signaling pathway. Lineage: Eukaryota; Metazoa; Chordata; Actinopteri; Clupeiformes; Clupeidae. The transcript is spliced from 2 exons.
GUGACCGUGCGCUCGUUGGGAGGCACAGUGGUGGUCUUGAGUGAAGGACUGGGGCAGAACCAAGAGGACACCAUUUCUGCGGCCCAAAACCUGUUCUGGGUUUAACCGCCGCCAUUUGUUUAGCUAAAAAUUGCCUAUCCACCAGCCUGGGGAGCAUUGCUGGCUUUACCAGGAGGACAGUGGAACAACGUGGAACAAAGGACACAGGUUCACCUAUCUUGGAUCUACAAGGGACAGGCAGACGGAGGUCAAGAGCAGGAUGUGGAACUUGGAGUCAAAGCUCAAGAGAUAGAACGAUGAGACUGAGAUCUUCUGCCAGCAAACGUGAGAGAACAAGGUGAACAUGACAUCCGGCAUGAGUGUGGACCUGCUCAACAGGGAGGGAGAUGUGAACGUCUCAUCUCUUAACCAAUCCCUUCCUCCCCCUUGCAACAUCGACGAGUCGUACAAGUACAUAUUUCUCCCAAUCUGCUACUCGUUCACGUUCAUCUUUAGCAUAACCCUGAACUUUAUAGUCUUGUACCGCUCGUUCCGUCACACCAAGCGCUGGAACGCCUCCCUCAUCUACAUGGUAAACUUGGCCUCCACUGACUUCAUGUACGGCCUCUCGCUGCCUUUCCUGGUGGCCAGCUACAUCAUGCAAGACAACUGGGUGUUUGGGGACUUCAUGUGUCGCCUGGUGCGCUUCCUCUUCUACUUCAACCUCUACUGCAGCAUCUUCUUCCUCACGUGCAUCUCCGUGCACCGCUACCUGGGCAUCUGCCACCCUAUGAAAACCAUCACCCUGGAGACCAAGCGGGCCGUGAAAGGCACCUGCGUCGUGGUGUGGGCAGCGGUGUUUGCGCUCACCUGCCCCAUCUUCCGCUUCGCCCAGACGCAGUACCUGCCCAGGGGAGGGGAGGGGGCCGGCUCCGGGCCGGCUGCCAACGGGGGCAGCGCCAACGGCGAGGCGGACGGGUUCCAGAACUGCUGGGACGACGCCAUCGACAAGGAGUUCCAGGACUACGUGCCCUAUGGAAUAACACUGCACCUGCUAGGGUUUUUUCUGCCGUUCAGCAUUAUCGCCUGGUGCUACUCACGUGUGGUCUUGACUAUCUUUAGGACCCUGCGAUCCCAGCCCUGCUCGGAAAAGAGCGGCGGGGCAGGGGGCCGUGGAGGCGGCAUGAUGUCUGGGGCGGAGGGAAUGUCAAUCAUUCUGGGCGCACAUUCCCCGUAUGUGCACAGACGCCGAAAAUCAAUCAAAACCAUCAUCACCAUCACCCUCCUUUUCGCCCUGUGCUUCUUCCCUUUCCAUGUCACCCGCACCAUUUUCUUGAUUCUGAAAGUGACAAACCGCGUAGAAUGCACCACCAUGCGAAUGGUCUCAAUCUGUUACAAAAUCACGAGACCAUUAGCCUCGUUCAACGCCUGGCUAAACGCCUUGCUUUACUUCCUCACCAAGGAAAAGAGUUCUCCUUGCUGCCCAAACCCAGAACCUGUCCAACACCAACACGGUCUGCUCUGGCCCUUGAGAAUGCUGGGAAGAGCAGGUGAGGACGAGGAAGGUGGUGAUGAAGCAAUUAAUAACAAGGGAAAUGAACCAAAAGCAGAGGCUGACAUAUUUAGAGGUCAGCCGUAAGAGGAGUAGGGGAAACUUAUACGAGUGCAUUGGUCCAGGAGACCAGUAAACAGGAAGGCAAUCAGGGGUGAGAGGUCAAACCUGACAAAGUUUUAAAAGGUGUUGGGAUGUCGCUGUGGACAAUGACCAGACCAAAUUCAGAGAAACAUUAACUUCACGUUUUGAAAAUAUACUCGUCUGGUCUGCUAGUAGUCUUUGUAGUUUUCGAAAGUGUGAAAUGCAUUGUAAUUGUUUAAAUUUUACUGUCAUAAGCUACAUAAUGAUACUUGACACACUGUGUCCAUGUCAUGGGAAUAGUUUUUGGAUAUGAACGGGAAGCUUUAAUAGCACUAGAAUUUUUUUUUUUUUUUUUUUGAUUGAUUUGCACACCAUGUUAAAAAUUAAACAAUUUAGGCUAUUUAAGUAUUCCGAGUUAUUUAAUUGUCUUCUGCACCUACUUCUCAACUGGGGUAGAUUUUGGUGUGCCCCCAAAGUGGGCACAACCCAGAUUGCUAAUAACCUGGGUGAUAACUGAGCCUCUGUCCUCUCCUGUCCAAUCCUAUCUAAAGUCGGAGCUUACUCGCUAAUAGUUUAUUAUAAUGGGUAACUUAGUUAGAACUUCCUGAUGCUUAAUCAAUUUUUGACCAAACGGAUUGGCUAGUGUAAUUAAAAGACAAUAACGUUCUUACACACCGAUUAAACAGUGAUCCUGUAAAAACAGUGAGAAUAAGACUUUAUUAUUUCCAUCAACACUAAGAGGUCGCAGUCAAAACUUUUCCUCUGUGGUUCCUUGUUGGUGGAAUGAUUUACCAAAAGCCCCUUGUUCUAGCAAACGACAGCUUUGGGGUCUUCAAAACGUGAAAAGACUCUGUUUACCUUGCAUCAAACUAACUAAUUCUCUUGAGUCAGAGUUUGUAUAUGUUUAUGAUUAGUGUUGUAUAAAUAGAUAUUUACUUCUCUGAAAAUGACUUAAGCAAAAGUAAAAGUAAUCUACAGUAUAAGCAUACCACUUAAGUAAAAGUCUUAAAGUAUCGAUUAUUUACAGUUAAAUACUUAUGACAAGAGUAUGACAAGAAGCCCAUUAUAAAACAUACUUAAGUACUGAAAGUAGAAGUACACAGUAAAAGCUUUCGAGGCCAGGUGGGGUGACAACCCUUGCUAUGCUUUUAAUGAAAAAGAAAGCAGUCAGAACUUUGGAUAGGCUAUACUGUAAGUUAAUGCAGCACCUUAAAACAUGGUGCCUAGUGCCUACACUUCAUACACAAUGUCUUCGAAUACUGAACAAAGUUAUGGCUGUCAUUCAUUUUCCAAUGCUGCUUCCUUUUAUAGGCCUACAAUGAAGUUUAUCCAACAUGUUUAGAAAGGCAUUUACUUCACACAAAAUGUGUAUUUAAUUUAGUUCCUUAACAGCCCACAUAGGCCUUGGUGUGCUAUGUCUUGGCUAUAUUUGCUUGGCCUUAACUCUGUCUAAUUUUAAAAAUGUAUAAAGUAAAAGUAGGAAGACAAAUAAAAGCUCUAGUAAAGUACAGACAUUCCACAUUCAUACCUACUUAAGUAUUUCUAAUUAGUUACUUUACAUCUCUGGAUUAUUGUUAUUACUCAGUUAAAUUCUAUUUAGUAUAUUACUAAUAUUUUAUGUUAGCUAUAUGACUUGACUUAAAACUGUUUAUACUAAUGUUAAUGUCAUGUUUAUUGGUGUCAUUAUUGUAUUGUAAGUCACUUUGGACAAAAGCCUCUGCUAAGAACUAUAUGCAUAAACAUAACAUAAUAGUUUAAAGCUAGCCUGGGAACCAGACACAUGUCAGAGCUCAUUGCAUUUGCUCUGCCAGACAUGUAUGGACCUUUUCAACCUUCGUCACAUUGAAACUGAUCUCCACCUCAACCAAAAUCUCAGGAACCAAUCAAAACUGCUAUCUGAUACAGGGUGGGCAUCAUACCUUGAUAGUGGAACAUGGUUGAGGCAGUUUUGUACAUAACCAACAUCUUCUUCACUGAUCGUAAUUAGAUGACAUGGGCAUGUAUUUCCUUUGAAGAUGAAUAAACAACUAUGUUUGGCUCAUUCAGUGUCAAAUCUUAUAAUGUUGUUGCUACACCAUCUCAGAUUUUGUUUGUAGAUCACAAAGCGAUCCCUAAACCAAGACCUGUAAAAAUAUCUCUGAUCAAAUCCUAUGUCUUUGUAUUUUUCCAACCCCUUGAUGUUAUCAUUAUCAUUACAACCUAAAAAACACAUAAUCUGGGAAAACAUUGUUUGGGAAUUAAUAUCUGGAAAAGUAUCAUUUAUAGCCAGGGAU